AACUCUAAAUAUCCCUGAGCACCUCGUGUUUUGUCGUUUCGGGCUAAAAUUUCAGUCUUUCUGUGAAAACGACAGCAAAAGGAGUUUUUUUUACCAGAUAUUGUGUAUUUUAAGAUGAGUGACCGGGAAGAUUUCAAAAUAUACGUGGGGAACUUGGCCUACGAUGUAACAGAACGGGAAGUAAGGCAGCAUUUUGAAAAAUAUGGAGACGUCGAUGAGGGUGAGUGAUUGUCGACGAAAUUGGCAAAUUGCUUUGUCGCGCCUUUCCAGAGAACAUCUAUGCACUAAGCAAGUGUUAAGAGUAAGAAAAUGAUGGUAAUUCUUUUCAUUUUAUGUAGUAGUCUUGUAUUUUGUGGCAAACAAGUCGAAUAUAGUUACAUUUCGUGUCAACUUGGGCUUAACAGUCCAUUUUGUCCACAGGUCAAAAUGUCCGCAACGUUGGCUAGCAUGCCACUCUUGCUGAAACUAGCAAUUUGUGGAAAAAAAUACUGAUAUUUUUAGUUCAAUGUUUAUGUCAGAAAGUUGCUAAAGAAUCUUACCAAAUAGAACUCAAAAAAACAAUUUACACUCUGGAUUAAAGAUAUUUGCAAUAACAUUUUCAUUCUUGGGAAAUAAAACGUUUGGUUUCCCAUGAAUUGCAAAAGACUCACUACAGUCUUCUGCAUGUGUCAAUGUAUCUCCAGCUUGAGAUGCGAACAAUACUAUCUUAAUUCAUUGAGGGGUGGAUUCUGUUGGCGAGUAAAAUCAUUUGGUGUUAGACAGAGUACACCAGUGAAGUAAGCAUUAGCACAGAAUACUACACAGAAGGCCAUCUCCAUUGUUUUUAGCGUAAGCGCUAUUCGUCAUGAUUCAUCACUCAGCAAGUACCGUAAACAGAAGCAGUCACCCCCUGGAAAUACUAAAUAUGGCAAACGUCCAGGGGGGUGACUGCUUCUGUUUACGGUACUUGCCGAGUGACGAAUCAUGACGAAUAACGCUUACGCAAAAAACAAUGGAGAUGGACUUCUGUGUAGUAUUCUGUGGCAUUAGUGUGCAAUACAACUUAAUGGGUGAAUAAUUAACAAUUAUUUGCCGAAGGCAAGGUGAUUAUUGGGGAAUAUUCGCCAAGGUGAAUAUUCCCAGAUAAUCACCGAGCCUGAGGCAAAUAAUUGUUCUAGUAUUUUUACACAAGUCUUUUGUGUUUUUAGGACUGAAUUUAUUUUAAAUUUGCUUAUUUCUUUAUCAGUAACUUCCACAAAACGGCUAGCUGCCAUUUUGCAAAUUGUGAAUAUAACAGCUUAAUACGUCAAAUUUGACCAAUCAACUUGCAGGAUUUGUUAUAUUCACUUGUGCAAAAAUACUAAAUUGUGUUAGUCCAGAAGUAGUGGGCGAUUGUUCAGAAGUCUGUUAGCAUAAUGGUAGUUUAGUAUCAACCUGGAAUCACUAAAAGUUUUUUCCACAAAAUAUUAUUCUCACACCCAGUGACACAGCUGGGAGCUGCUGCAGCCAUCCUCCGCAAAAUUAUACAUCUAACAAUUGUCUUUUAUUUUUGCUAUUUUUAGUGUUCAUUGCCACAGACAGAUACACUCGUCGUCCGAGAGGGUAUUGUUUUGUAACAUUUCGGGAUAUUGAUGAUGCAAAAGAUGCUAUUCAUGCAGCUAAUAACACUGUAGGUGGCAAAAGUGUACCUAAACUAAACUACUUUAUUUAUACUUGAUGGCUCUAUCAGUUUUAAACUGUUCUCCCUAGUGCUAUCCCCAAGCACUCUUGUCAAGAAUGACUGAGACAAAAUACAUGCACUAACUGUGCCAAUUAUAGAUAUCUUUUUAUAAACACUAAACAUGAUUUUGUUGCCAUGACAUUCAACUAUUCUUACUUGUAGCAAUUUGCUGGAAGAGAAAUCAAUGUCCACAGAGCAUUGCCUAAACGAUCGACCAGAUACGAUGACCGUAGACGCAGACAAUCACCCAGUCCCCGAAGACGAUCCAAAAGCCCUCGAAGACGAUCCAGGAGCCCUCGUAGAAAAUCCAAAAGUCCAAAACGAAAAUCCUCCAACAGUCCUCAGCGCCGAUCAAAUAGCCCACGCCGGCGAUCGUCUACCAGUCCUCGACGACGAUCAUCUGGUAGCCCACGUGGACAAUCAAACAGCCCUAAGAAACACUCCCCCAGCCCUAAGAGACGUUCCACCAGCCCUAAGAGACGCUCCCCCAGCCCCAAGCAGCGAUCCAACAGUCCUAAGCGACGGUCAGUCAGCGGCAGUCCUCGCAGAAAAUCGACAAGCCCAAGUCAAUGAAACAGGUAUACGAGUCAUCUGUU
Paramuricea clavata is the source of this 2295-nucleotide messenger RNA. The record is from the annotation of a GenBank genome assembly. NCBI's taxonomy places the organism in Eukaryota, Metazoa, Cnidaria, Anthozoa, Malacalcyonacea, Plexauridae.